AUGUAUUGUCAAUUGGGAGAGCUGGUUGGUUUUUCACAAGCAAAUUCUGCACAUUUGAAAAUACUUUUUAAUCAAGAGCCGAGAGAAAAGAAAAUUGAAAAGCCUGUAAAUGAUGAAAGUGUAGAUUUUCAUUAUGUUCAAACUCAUAUCUGGAAACCUUUAGUUUGUUUCUAUUUUCCAAGAUUCGAAAAGGCACUUAACAUUAAGAAUUGGAUGCAUGUUUUGAGAAGGAGAAAAGCUCACAUUAAGAUUCAUGGUAAUGAUUUCAGAAUUCCAUCUGAAACAUGGAAUGAUGAAGACAAAAGUUUGAGUAAUAUUAGUUUUAUUGAGAAUUGUGAAUAUAUUUACAAGUGCCCAUUACAAUUCAGCAUGUUAGAGGAUACUUGGUCAAAUGAAAGUUUUUGUAAGGAGUGUAAAAAGACUGUGUAUAAUGUUCAAGAUGUUGAGACAUUCAAAGAUUAUUCUUCAAAAGGAUAUUGUGUUUCUCUGGGAUAUGACCAGUUCAAAGAGGGAGAAAUGUGCUACUUUGAUGAUUAA
Molecule: messenger RNA, 537 nt
Organism: Naegleria gruberi
Lineage: Eukaryota; Heterolobosea; Eutetramitea; Acrasida; Naegleriidae
Exons: 1
Coding region: 1-537 (178 amino acids)
Source: RefSeq, a predicted model, not a curated record